This is a messenger RNA of Danaus plexippus (monarch butterfly), 4038 nucleotides long. RefSeq names its product E3 ubiquitin-protein ligase MIB1-like (gene mib1). NCBI's taxonomy places the organism in Eukaryota, Metazoa, Arthropoda, Insecta, Lepidoptera, Nymphalidae. The coding region runs from base 109 to 3327 and encodes 1072 amino acids. The record is from RefSeq and is a predicted model, not a curated record. Gene Ontology annotation, biological process: protein ubiquitination. Gene Ontology annotation, molecular function: zinc ion binding; protein binding; ubiquitin-protein transferase activity. Gene Ontology annotation, cellular component: cytoplasm. The transcript has 17 exons.
UAGGCACUAUAUGGGAACUGUCUAACUCUCCAAUAUUUUUAUUUAUUUCGAAAACGCUAGAAGUUAAUGACAAUAAUUUUUUUUGUAUUUUAAACAAUAAGGGUAUGGAUGGAGCCCAACGCACAGGGCUCAUCGUCUUCUUCAAGAGUCACUAGAUUUAUGAUGGAAGGUGUUGGAGCGCGAGUAAUAAGGGGACCUGAUUGGAAAUGGGGCAAGCAGGAUGGGGGAGAGGGUCACGUCGGUACUGUUAGGAAUUUUGUAUCACCUGAAGAAGUUGUUGUAGUAUGGGACAAUGGCACAGCUGCAAACUAUAGAUGCUUAGGAGCAUAUGACUUGCGUAUUCUAGAUAGUGCCCCUACAGGUGUGAAACAUGAGGGGACUAUGUGUGACACUUGUCGUCAGCAACCUAUAGCUGGAAUUCGUUGGAAAUGUGCUGAGUGUAUAAAUUAUGAUCUAUGCUCUGUGUGUUAUCAUGGGGAUAAGCAUCACCUGAGACACAAGUUCUACAGAAUCAGUGCACCAGGAGCUCAGAGAUGUUUGAUGGAACCAAGAAGGAAGAGUAAGAAACAGGCUGUUAGAGGAAUAUUCCCUGGUGCUAGGGUUGUAAGAGGGGUUGAUUGGCAAUGGGAGGAUCAAGAUGGGGGGAAUGGUAGAAGAGGGAAAGUAAAUGAGAUUCAGGACUGGUCUGCGGCCAGUCCACGUUCAGCAGCCUAUGUUGUUUGGGAUAAUGGAGCCAAAAAUCUUUAUAGAGUCGGCUUUGAAGGCAUCGCUGAUCUGAAGGUUCUGAAUGAUGCCAAAGGUCAGAAUGUUUACAAGGAACACUUGCCGCUUUUGGGGGAAUCAGGACCAGGACGCACCGGGCCUCAUGGAUUCCAAGUUGGAGAUCAAGUAAACAUAGAUCUGGACCUGGAGAUAGUUCAGUCUCUGCAGCACGGCCACGGCGGCUGGACUGACGGCAUGUUCGAGUGUCUCAGCAGUACUGGCACCGUCAUCGGUAUAGACGAGGAUCACGAUAUACUGGUCGGAUACCGCAGUGGGAUACGAUGGACCUUCAACCCGGCCGUUCUGACGAAGGUGUGUAGCGGCGGUAUGAGCGCGUCGACCUCGGCGGAGGGUAGUUCUGGAGGCGGGUUCGCUGUUGGUGAUCUGGUUCAGGUGUGCGCUGAUCAACAGAGAGUGAAAGCGAUGCAGAGGGGUCAUGGAGAGUGGGCGGAGGCUAUGGCGCCGACACUUGGCAAAAUUGGUCGCGUGCAGCAGAUUUAUCACGAUAACGAUCUGAAAGUCGAAGUUUGCAACACUUCGUGGACGUACAAUCCUAACGCGGUGACCAAAGUGGCGUCUUUCGAUGGCAGCAUUCCAGGAAAUUCAUCAGGUGAUAGACUUUCUGUGCUGUUAAAGAAACUGUUCGAACCCCACGUGACUGGUAAUGCUAACGAAGAGUUGGUCAAGGCAGCCACUAAUGGUGAUGCUGCAAGAUGUGCGGAGAUACUAGCAAGAACUGAUGGGGGACAGGCUGAUGUGAACGGAGUUUAUGGCGGUCACACGGCUUUAUUGGCAGCGGCUCAAAAUGGACAUGUAGAAGUACUGCGGGUGUUGUUAGAAGCUGGGGCUGAAGCUGACGCUGAGGAUAGGGAUGGAGAUCGAGCAGCGCAUCACGCGGCCUUUGGUGAUGAGUCCGCAGCCUUAAGGGCACUAGCGGCAGCGGGUGCGGACCUUAAUGCGAGGAACAGACGACGACAGACACCGCUCCAUAUAGCUGUGAAUAAAGGACAUCUAGCCGUCGUACGCACUUUGCUCCAAUUGGCUGUACAUCCCAGUUUGCAGGAUUCCGAGGGCGAUACUCCGUUGCAUGACGCGAUAUCGAAGAAGCGUGAUGACAUAUUGACAUUGUUGUUGGAUCACGGCGCUGACAUGACUCUCACCAACAACAACGGGUUCAACUCUCUGCACCACGCCGCCUUGAGGUGCAAUCCAAGUGCUAUGAAGAUCAUGCUGUCCAAGUUGCCUCGCCCGUGGAUAGUCGACGACGCUAAGGAUGACGGUUACACUGCUCUACAUCUGGCAGCAUUCAACAACCACGCUGAGGCUGCCGAACUUCUGGUACGAGCUGGAGCACGCCUGGACCUUCAGAACGCUAACCUUCAAACGGCUCUGUACCUCGCCGUUGAGAGACAACACACACAAAUAGUCCGCCUGCUGAUAACUCAUGGCGCUAAUCCUAAUAUUUGUGAUAAGGAUGGUGACACUCCUCUUCAUGAGGCGCUACGUCACCACACUCUACAGCAGUUACGCAGGCUACAGGACACUCGUGAUACCUCCCUGUUGGGAGGCAUCGCUCACUCAUACGAUAAGAAGUCCUCCGCUUCCAUCGCAUGCUUUCUUGCAGCUAAUGGCGCUGACCUGACAAUCAAGAAUAAGAAAGGACAGACUCCGUUGAAUCUGUGUCCCGAUCCGAAUCUCCGCAAAACGCUAACAACAUGCCGCAAAGAGAGCACUGGCGCGCCAAGUGAAAGCACACCAGAAAGCGAAGAUUCUGCUACAACCGCAACAUUUACUCCACAACCAGGACCUAGCACGGCUCCAACUACGGAAACUCCCACAGAAAAUCCUCCAGCAGAUCCCAGCACAGACGAAUGUCUCGUUUGCUCUGACGCCAAACCCGAUACGCUGUUCCGUCCGUGCGGGCAUAUCUGUUGCUGCAAUGUCUGUGCAGCUAGAGUGAAGAAGUGCUUAGUGUGUCGUUCGUGCGUGUCAUCAAGACAGCGUAUCGGUGAAUGUGUGGUUUGUUCGGAGGCUCCGGCUACUGUUAUGUUCCGUCCUUGUGGCGAUGUAUGCGCCUGCGCACAAUGCGCUCCUCUGAUGCGGAAGUGCGUUGAAUGCCGCACGCCCCUGCAGCCUCCUGCCGCUGCUUCUACUUCCGUCGCACCCGUAGCACCUCUCGCACCGGCCGUGCCAGCUCCGGUUGCCGCACCUGUGCCCUCCCCGCCUGCAACAGCCAUCGUGGCCGCAGACGCCCAGCAAAAUGAAGGUGGAGAAAGCAGCAAUCUGGCUCAAUUGCAGGUCAAUAAAGGUCAACCGGCACCAGCCCCCGCCGCGCCGCAUCACCUCAACAAUGGCAGCCGCUCGCAACACGCACCAGCAGACGUACAGAAGUUGCAGCAGCAACUCCAGGACAUUAAGGAACAGACUAUGUGCCCAAUAUGCUUGGAUCGUCUCAAGAACAUGAUCUUCCUCUGCGGGCACGGGAUGUGCCAGAUGUGCGGAGACCGUAUCACCGUAUGCCCCAUAUGCCGAAAACAAGUCGAGAAAAGAAUACUGCUCUAUUAAAAAAAAUACAAGAAAAAUGGUUUUAAUCUGUGUUACAUUAUCUGUGGACUACCAAACUCAGUGUUGACAAUAAUGUAAUUAAUGUGUUAUAUUACCUGUGAACUGCCAAAUUCAGUAUCGACAAUAAUGUAUUCAGUCUGUGGUUUACAGAAAUAAUGUACAACGUCUUUUCCAGUUUUUUACGUAUUGUAAUAACUACAUCUGUUUCGUUUAAAUAAUUAGAUGCAUUUAAUAUACAAAUAGAUUUAAAUUAAUGCUUAAGUUAUUUUACUUAAUUAAACUUUACUAUUGUAAGCCUAUCGUAAACUUACUUUAAGAGUUUAGUCUUGUUACUGUUUACGUUUAUUAUUAAGGUAAAAUGAAGUUUGAAAUAUUGACUUUUUGAUUAGUCGUGGAUCUAAAUCCAUGAAUAUUAACAGCUAUUUCAAUUAUAGUGAUUUUAUAUUAUUACAUGUUAAAUUAUUAUGCCUACAUUUUUUAACACACUUGAUUAGAAUAAGUAGCUUUCGCUUUAUAAGAACGAUGAAAUGACUAUCACUGAAGUCUUUAUUUAAUUACAUACGUAUAAUUAUUACUAUAAUAUAAAAUUGUAUUGCCGGUAAAAAAUCUCAAUUUCAGCGUCGUUACGACUGCAAAACGCAUUUCAGAUCAGAUCUUAAACGUAUUAAUGAUAUGUCAUGCUUAUAUUACGAAUAAAACUUCCAUUAAUAA